AUGUCGUACUGCUGGGGAGCCGGCUCCUGCGGGCAGCUGGGGCUGGGCCAGGCGGCCGCCGGCGGGCCGGUGCGGUGCCGGCGGGGGCCAGAGGCCGGCGGGGGUUGGACGCUGCUGGAAGCGGCUUGCGGGGAGCGCCAGACGCUCCUGCUGUGGCCCGACGGCACCGUCUGCUCCUGCGGGGCCAACGCCCGGGGGCAGCUGGGCAGGAAGCUCCGCCCGGGGCAGCGGGGCGGCUACACGCCGGAACAAAUUCAAGCUUUAGAAGCACAGAUUAUUGUCCAUGUCAGCUGUGGAAAAGAACACUCGCUGGCUGUUUGCAACAGAGGAAAGGUCUUCUCCUGGGGAGCUGGGUCUGAAGGCCAGCUGGGCACUGGAGAAUUUAAGGAACAAAGUUUAAUCCCGAAGAAAAUAGAUGGUCUCUCUGCUCUCAGAAUAAUACAAGUCACCUGUGGGCACUUUCACUCAGUUGCACUGGCACAAGAUGGCAGAGUCUUCUCAUGGGGACAGAACACCCAUGGCCAGCUGGGCCUGGGACAAGAAAUCCCCUCCCAGCCUAGCCCACAGCAUGUCACAUCUCUCAGCGGGAUCCCCGUGGCUCAGGUUGCUGCCGGCGGGGGACACACCUUUGCCCUGUCUCUCUCGGGAGUUGUGUAUGGGUGGGGAAGGAACAACGCACGGCAGCUGGGAUUAAACCACGCUAACACAAGAGAGCAAGUCUUCAAACCGUAUGCGGUAGCUGCUCUGAAGACUAUUGGCGUGGUCUAUAUCAGCUGUGGAGAUGAGCACACUGCAGUGCUCACCCAGGAUGGCAGUGUGUUCACAUUUGGAGAUGACAGUGCUGGACAGCUGGGACAUCGCUCUUCAACCCAGAUGCCUGGUCCUGAGAAGGUCGAAUGGAUAGACGGUCCAGUUUCCCAUUUGGCAUGUGGAAGCUAUCACACCCUGGUCUACAUGUCUACUUCUGGGCAGGUUAUAUCUUUUGGACGUGGUCCCCAAAGACACAUUGAAAAUGGAACAGCCAGUAAACCAGGGGAGCAGACACAGAACUUUGACAUCAGCAGUCUGGUUUCAGCUAACGAUCUGUCGGGCGUCCAAGUGAAAAUGAUUUUUGCUGGAACGUAUGUCAACUUCGUCAGUACUCUUCAGUCCCAGGAUCUUGAGCAUGCAUGUGGGAUCUCUCCCACAGAUACCCUGCAGAAGAUUAGCAGGCUUGACAGGACAUUGAUAGAUAAAUGGAUGGCAGUGACAGUUGGCACUGAUGAAUUCCAGGAGGCUAAAAGGGAAAUAGCUGUGAUAUUUUCUUCUCCUGCUUGUUUAAGUGCAAGUUUUUUAAAACCCAGCUCUGCUUUGGAAGCAAAUGGUGUUGGUGUUGAUCUACAAAAGGCAAGGGACGUAUUUGAUGAGCUAACCAAAAAGGAGUGGAUCAUUAACCAGAUAAAUUACUAUCUAUUGGCUGAACUGAUUCCUGGUCUUCCACUGCGUUCUCCUCAUCAUGAGGCUUUAUCUGUUUUCCUGCUCCUGCCAGAAUGCUCUGUGAUGUACAAAGAACAGAACUUGGAGCCUUUUGUUAUGCGACUUGCGCAGGCCAUUAAUAGCAUGAGUGACCGUUCCUCAAACAUACUGGAAAAAUGCUGGACGUCGUUGUCAGCAUCCUUUCUGGACAAUGUGGUGCAGAUGUUUAAAAAGGUUGUAGUAUCUCAGCUGCCAUUUUACGCUUCUCCCCGUUGCCGGGACACCAAACCUCUCCUAGAAGUGCUUGAAAAGCUGUACAGGGCAAACAGGAAGGCUAACUACACACUACAGUUAAGCAAUUUUUACAUAGAUGAAAUCUCCGGAACAUUUAUUCCAACCGACAUAGCAAGGUGGCGCUCAUGGCAAGCUACAACUAAUUCGUGUCAUGAAGACGACGUUCCCGUCAUAUUCUGCCGUUUCCCUUUUAUCUUUAACUUGGUUUCCAAGACUCAAGUGUUCCACUUUGAUUCAUUUUUCAUGCAAGAGGGUGCGAAGGUAGAAGCCCAAUUCAUACUGAAGCAGAAUGAACUGCUGAGAAAGAGUGAGCUUCCUGAGUUGCCUGUUUUUCCUCUGCAAGUUAAACGCAGCAACCUGGUUGAAGAUACUUUACGUAAACUAAGUCUGGUGGAGGACAGUGUCCUGAAAAAGCAGUUGUUGGUGCAAUUUGAAGGGGAGUUGAGGGGCCUGGAUGCGGGCGGAGUGACGUUAGAAUUCUUCCUGUACGUAUUUGAAGAGAUGGUGAAUCCACAAUAUGGGAUGUUCGUGUAUUGUGACCCUGCGUCCCCAAUGUGGUUUCCUACCAGCCCUUCAGUAGAGAAGAAAAAGUAUUUCCUCUUUGGGAUCCUGUGUGGGCUCUCCCUGUUCAACAGGAUCAUUGCCUUCAUCCCUUUCCCACUCGCUAUUUUUAAGAAACUUCUGGAUAAGAAGCCUUCACUCGAAGAUUUGAAAGAGCUGAGUCCUGUGGUAGGGAAGAGUUUGCAGGCAGUUCUAGAUUAUGAGUAUGAUGAUAUUGAAGAGAAUCUUCAGAUACAUUAUUGUGUGUCGUGGGACAACAAGGAAGUAGACCUGAUUCCAGAUGGCAGUUCCAUAGCUGUGAACAACAAAGACAAGAAGGACUUUGUCAACAAGUAUGUGGAUUACGUCUUCAACAAAUCUGUGGAGGUGGUUUAUGAGGAGUUCAAGAGGGGAUUUUAUAAAGUCCUGGACAGAAAGAUACUUAGAUUCUUCCAGCCUCAAGAACUGAUGGAGGUGGCAAUUGGAAACGCUAAUUAUGACUGGAACAAAUUUGAAAAGAAUGCAGUCUACUGGGGAAUGUACACUCCAUCACACCCCACCAUCAAAAUGUUCUGGAAGGUUUUCCAUGAGCUUACAGUGGCACAGAAGAAGGGCUUUCUCUUGUUUCUCACAGGAAGUGACCGGAUCCCUGUAAUGGGAAUGGACUGUAUAAAGAUAAAGUUCAACCAACAUAUGACUAUGUCUGAAGAUCACAUCCCUGAAGCACAGACCUGCUAUCACAUCCUGAUCCUCCCACAGUAUUCUACAAUAGAAAAACUCCGAGAGAAACUUCUUCUAGCGAUCGAUAACAAUCGGGGGUUUGGCAAAAGAGGUGAGCUUUUUACCUGGGGACAGAACUCACAUGGUCAGCUUGGAGUGGGGAACCAGAUUGCCUUUACCGACAAACCACAACUGGUGCGGGAGCUCAGAGGCAUCCCACUGGCUCAGAUUGCUGCAGGAGGAACUCACAGCCUUGCCCUGUCGCUCUCAGGAGCCGUUUACUCAUGGGGGAAGAAUGAUUUUGGACAGCUGGGACUUGGAGACACACAAAACAAAUAUUACCCUUCAUACAUUAGAGCCCUAGAACAUAAGAAGACUGUGUAUAUCUCGUGUGGUGGAGAGCACACUGCCGUUCUCUCACAGGAUGGGCUGGUGUGUACCUUUGGAGCUGGAGAUUAUGGGCAACUUGGUCACAACUCCACCCAGAAUGAACGGACACCUCGUAUUGUGGCUGAGCUGUUUGGAGCAAGGGUGUCUCAGAUAGCAUGCGGAAGAUGGCACACGCUCGUCUAUGUCCCCUCCUUGGGAAAAGUCUAUUCAUUUGGUUGUGGAGCAGAAGGGCAGCUGGGCAAUGGUGACACAUCUAAUCGGUUGAUACCACUGCCUGUCGAAUUACCUUCAGAGUGGGUGAAUGGUGGAAAACUCAACCAGGGAAACAGUACCUCCGAAAAGGUGAUUAAAAUUAUUGCGGGAGGAAACCAAAGCAUUGUGCUUUGCUUGAAGAAAAAGAAUCCAUAUGUUACUUUGAAUGGAAUUGCCAUAGCGGAAGACAAGGAGGUGGAUAAAUGGAUUUCUAAUUCAGAUCCUAAACAGUGGGAGAAUAUAAAGAAUAGAGACAAACAUUUCAGAACCUCCAAAGAAAUCUCAGGCGUAGAUAUGUCAGCAGUGCUUCUUUUUUAUGAGAAGAUGAACAAGAAACCAAAAGUCUACCAGGAGAUGAUCUCUGCAGUUGAGAAAUUGCUGUCAUCGCUGUCUUCCUCUCCCAGCUCACCUGAAGCUCUCAGGAUCUACCUGAUCAUUCCUGUCCUUUCACGGGGACAGGAUAACAUGUCUUACUGUCUUCUUGAUCGGCUAGCAGAAGCCAUCCUGAGUCUCCAACAAAAAGACCUGAAAGUUCUUGAAUCCCUGUGGUCAAAUCUAGAAAUAUCCUUUUUCAAGGACCUAGUGAGCAUGUAUCAAAGGGUUUCCAGAAUCAAUCUAUCUCUUUUCAUCAUGCAAGUCAGAAACUCUGAAGAAGUUACCUGUGAACCACACUUGAAUAGGACUCUGAAAAUGCUGCAGAUUCUUUACCAGACUUUCGAGCAGUGGAACAAAAACCUGAUUUCAAAGCAUUUGGAAACAAGGGCUUUGUUGAAACUGACUGCAUACCCUUGCAUCUUUGACAUGCAAGAUAAGAUUGUGGUUUAUGAAAUUGACCGCCAAAUUCUGUUCGGGAUAUAUAACACAAACUCUUUCCUGGUGCCACGAGGUCCGUGGCGUUUAGAGGUCAGAAGAGCACAUCUUGUGGAUGACGUGUGGCAGAAUUUAAGGAGCGCAGCACCUAAAACAUUUGAGAAAUUCUUGCAAGUGCAGUUCGUUGGAGAACAAGGUAUUGAUGAUGGAGGGUUGUCCCAGGAGUUCUUCACUAUCAUUACAAGGGAACUGUGUUGUCCAGAAGCACAGAUAUUCAGACGUUUUGAGGACUCCACGCUGAUUUGGUUCCCUUCCCAGGUACCAGGAAGCGAAGACACCUUUUCCCUGAUUGGCACUCUGUUUGGAAUGGCACUGUAUAACAGGAAGAUCGCUCCCUUUCAUUUCCCUCUAGCUCUGUACAAAAAGUUGCUGGAUAUUCCACCCACUCUAGAAGACUUAAAAGAGCUGUCUCCUACAGAAGGGAGGAAUCUUCAAGAAAUCCUGGAUGAAGACUAUGAUGACAUCCUUGAGAACAUGAUGAUAGAUUUCACAAUAAUGAAGGAACAAGGAAGAUCUAUAGUUUCCAUUGAACUUAAAGAAAAUGGUGCAGACAUUCCAAUCACAAAGCAUAACAGGAAAGAAUACGUCAAUGCAUACGUGAAUUAUGUGUUCAAUGAAUCGGUAAAGAAGCCAUUUGAGGAUUUCAGGAAUGGGUUUUUAAGAGGCUGUCCAGCUAAGAAGUGGAAGCUCUUCCUUCCUAUCGAGUUCCUGACUGUUUUCCGUGGACAUACAAAAUAUGACUGGAAGCUGCUGGAAGAGAAUACAAAGUACGAAGAUUAUGAAAAGUCUGAUCAAACCAUCCAGAAUUUUUGGGCUGUGUUUCAUGAACUCCCAGAAGAAAAGAAGAAGAAUUUUCUUGCUUUUCUGACAGGAACGGAUCGAAUCCCUGCCGAAGGGAUGAGACAUUUUCAAUUCACUAUUGCAGACUUUCAAAAAGAAAACCCAGACCUUUUCCAUCCUAUUGCCAAUACCUGCUAUCACAUCUUGGUGCUCCCGAGAUACAGCAAUGAAGAGAUCCUUCGGGAAAAGUUCCUGAAUGCCUUAGAGUUUUAUGAAAAAUUUAGCCUAUCAUAA
Molecule: messenger RNA, 5595 nt
Organism: Terrapene triunguis (Three-toed box turtle)
Lineage: Eukaryota; Metazoa; Chordata; Testudines; Emydidae
Product: probable E3 ubiquitin-protein ligase HERC6
Exons: 42
Coding region: 1-5595 (1864 amino acids)
Molecular function (GO): ubiquitin-protein transferase activity
Source: RefSeq, a predicted model, not a curated record